Messenger RNA from Exophiala bonariae, 1119 nucleotides. RefSeq lists its product as uncharacterized. The record is from RefSeq and is a predicted model, not a curated record. Gene Ontology annotation, molecular function: acyltransferase activity, transferring groups other than amino-acyl groups. The transcript has a single exon. Gene Ontology annotation, biological process: biosynthetic process. The coding region runs from base 1 to 1119 and encodes 372 amino acids. Lineage: Eukaryota; Fungi; Ascomycota; Eurotiomycetes; Chaetothyriales; Herpotrichiellaceae.
AUGUCACAACCACCACUCUAUGACUCGACCGGGAUCGAAUACUACACGAUCCCACAAUUCAGCUUCAGCAACGGGACGACGCUGCACGACGUCAAAGUCGCGUACCGACAAUUCAACGCGUCGUCCACGGCGGGCACGGUACUGAUCCCGACAUGCUACGGCGGACACAUCAACACGACGCUGACGCUGACCAACGGGCCUCAUGACGCACUGGCGCACUACCGGGUGAUCGUGGUCGCGAUGCUCGGCAACGGCGAGAGCAGCAGCCACAGCAACAAGGCGUUUUUCCCGGAGCCGGGCGAGCUGCGGUACCAGGACUUGGUGCGGGCACAGCACGCGCUGCUGACCGAACACCUCAAGGUCGAGCGUCUCCUCGCCGUCAUCGGUUUCAGCAUGGGUGGCCAGCAGGCGUACCACUGGGGCGUCAUGUACCCGGAGUUUGUGGGGCAUGUGGUGGCGAUCUGCUCGAGCGCGCGCACAUCCGCGCACAACUAUGCGUUCCUCGAGGGCCCGAUCGCCGCGCUGACCAACUCGAUCGACUACAUCGCCUGGCGCGCCAUGAAGAAGAAGGUCGCGGACGGCGAGGAUGUGGGUCAGAACUUGAAGGACGUGGUGCCCAAGCACGGCAUCAGGGCGUUCGCGCGCACGUAUGCCGCGUGGUUGACGAGCGCGGCGUGGUUCCGGGACCGCGAGUGGAGUAAAGGUGUUUUUGCCGCGUUUGGGAGCCUCGACGAGUGGAUGAAGGCCCGCGAGGACGGGUAUUUGAUCUGGGAUGCGCAGGACCUGUUGGUGCUGGCCCGCAUGUGGCAGUUGGGUGAUGUCGGGGAUGCGAUGCCGGGCGAGGAGGUCACGGGCGUCAAGAGCCUCGGGUACAAGGUGCCGGACGAUGCGAGAUAUGAGAAGGCCUUGAGGAGUAUCAAGGCCAAGGUCCUCCUGUUGCCGUGUCGCUCCGAUCAGUAUUUCCCGCCGGAGGACUCGGAGAUCGAGGUCGGGUAUCUGCAGAGUGGCCGUGUCGAGGUCAUUGAGAGUACUUGGGGCCAUGUUGCGGGUGGUGGGUUGAAUCCUCCCGAUACGGCGUUUUUGAAUGAGAGGAUUGGGAGGUUUCUGGCGGAGAAGUAG